Molecule: messenger RNA, 1758 nt
Organism: Zingiber officinale
Lineage: Eukaryota; Viridiplantae; Streptophyta; Magnoliopsida; Zingiberales; Zingiberaceae
Exons: 5
Coding region: 979-1581 (200 amino acids)
Source: RefSeq, a predicted model, not a curated record
GUAAGCACCGGACCAGCAGUUUUCCAAAGCGUGUGAUAAAUUACUCCGCAACCACCUGUGUACUUGUUGUUCGCGUCUCUCAUGCUUCUUCGUAACAUGUGUCCCAUUAAUUCGAAGGAAGAAUGAUUUUGAAUUUAUUGUACGAGUUUCCGGCUUCAAAAGGCGGCUUUAAUUUGCUCCUCGAACACAAACCAUCAUGAAGAGGGCAUGCAGUUGCUUCGCGGAUUGAUGGAACUAUGUAAAAGAAGCCUCUGCUUUUGAAGAGAAGAUAAGAGAAGAGCCGAGCUGCUUUUGAGAAGGCCCAUGGCGAUGGCCGUACGCCUCUGUUUCUCCUCUCACCGGCAACGCGUGCUCCGAUGUCGGCCUCUUUGAGCAUGACCUCACCAUGUGCUCCACUUAAAGGCAUUAGCCCACAACGCAGUCCUCCUUUUGCCCACGGCCAUCAUAUGGCCUCUGUCCACGUUGCCCUGGACACCUUUGUCAGUACACUCCCAGGACACUUCCCCGAAAAAACUGUGCCUUUGCUCCUCCCAAAGAGAUGGAUUGAUGCCGGGAAUUGUUAAUUGCGAUUAGGCGUUUGAGAGAAUGCCGCAUGGCUCUUUUGCAUGCUUGGGUCCAGCACGAGACUGCCUCGCUCGUCAUCAUCAUGGUUGGGGUGGAAGGGAAGUGCUGCUUUGUCCAAAGGAACACUGGCCUAAGGGAGAUAAGAGCAGAGAAGGGCCAGAGUUCCUCACUGAAGCAUAUCCAUUGUUUCUGCCUCAUCAUAGCACAAUCUAUCUGGUGAUAGAUAGUCACAGGCAUAAGUCCAAACCCUGAUGCUGAUAGAUUUUUAGCAUAAUUGGAGUGAAAUGUGAAGCAACAACAUCCGCACCCUCGACAAAUUGGUAAAAAGAGAAAAGGAUAGCCAAACUGUCAGCUUCUUUCCCUGCAGUUUCAAGAGGAGCUUAUUGGUAGUCCAAUCUAUUUCCGUAAACGAUCAUGGAGAGGUUCCUGAGGAAGUAUGAUAGAGAAUGCAUGAAGAUGAUGAUGAUGAAGCAUGAAGAGACCUUCAGGCAACAGGUCCACGAACUCCAUCGGUUGUAUAGAGUUCAGAAGCUACUAAUGAGAGACGUGAAGGACAAUGAGCUGAAGUCACAGAGUUUCACCAAUUUCACUCACUCUAACCAGCUUGGUGAACAAAAGAAUGUCCCUGGCUCAUGCCUACUUAGUAAUAGCCACAAGGAACUUAGGCUACUGCACGGGCGGCGGGUGCUUAAUCUUGAACUUCCUGCUGAUCAGUACAUAGAAAGAGCUGAAGAAGAUGGCGGCGACAUAGAGCUGGCACUGACUAUAGGAAACAACUGGAGGAAGGGAGAUGAGGUAUCUUUCACUUCUGAUGAGGCAGCAAGCUUUUCCUCAUCAUCAACCGAGACUGGAGGGUUGAAAUUAAGUGGGAAUGGAUGGGAGCUGCCGGGGAUGGAAGAAGGAAACUUUUGCUAUGACAGCAAUAGGAAGAAUGGAUAUGAGAUGGAAGGAGUGAGAGAGGAAAGUCUGAAGCAGCCUUCCUGGCACAUCCAGUGCUUGAGUCUCAAGAUGGCUUGAUCAUGUUACUGACUUCAGGAGUGUGUGUUUGUUUCUCGUUUGGCAAUGAAUUGAAAGCAUUUCUUUUCUUAGAUAAUAUAGUUUGAUGCAGGUCAACACAAUUAUCCUGUCCAGAGUAUUUUUCAAGUGUACCACACCACCAAAAUGAUAGUAACUAAUGCAACUAGAAGUGAGCUA